UGUGGCCAGCUGAAUGGAUCACACUGGUAGGGUGAUAGGAGUUAGUAUGAGCCACUUAAUAGAAAAGCCUUCAAAUAGAAAAAGCUCUUGUUACUACUGUUGUAAUUGUUUAUUUCUCAUGUUUCUGCUAAGAACAAGUUGUACUUGCAGUCUAAGACUGGCCCAUCUAGUUGCCUCAUCUAUCAGAAACCUAGUCGUAAACUUGGGAAGGAAGCUGGGGGAAAAAAAGGCUUUGAGUAGCCACAAUGGAUGGCCAAAGCCCGACUACAAAGCCAUGCACUGGGUGAUGCUGGGAGUGCCCCUCUGCUCUCAGUCAUGGCCCUGAAAGACUUCAGUGAGCCGGAGUCAGCUGGGACCCCAGAGCCUAUCUAAACCUAGCUCUUCAGGGGUUUAUGGAGGGGAUUCAGGGGAUGCUUAUAGGAAGAAAAAGUAGGAAGUAUAGAUGAGCUUUGCAGUCUCUUGAACGUCACCAAGCGUCUGCUCUCUCUGGACCUGCACAGUUUCCUGUCUGCCUCUCUCUGGGCCUCUGCCCUCUCUUUGUGGGCCAGCUUCCUCUCCUUCUGCAGGGCCCCACGGCCCCAUCACUUGGUCUUGUGCAUGGCAUUCACUUCUUCUAGCCCUACGAUUCCCCGUGAGCUGACUGUAGUCUUUGGUCACCGUUGCAACUUUGAAAGUACUGAUUGGUCCAGCACCCUUAUGGGUGAGUUGCUUUUGAGUCAAAGUUCUACCCUGUGUCCAUCCGGGGACUGCCCAGGUGUGAGUGUGGGUUGGGUAGCAGGAAGACCUGGCAGAAUGACUUGAGCAUUUGAACAGUACUGGAGGUCUGCAAGCCAUCUGACAAAGGAUUUAAGUAGCAUUAGUGGAGCCCCCAUAUUCCCUCAUCAGUCGGCAGAUUGCCGUGACUGGGGUGCAGGUGCAUGGGGGGGAGAGGCAGGGGGUGCUGAUCAGCUGGGAAGGGGCACGAGACUAGGCUUUUCAGGGUCUUUGCCUAGGUCACAGGGCCGCAGAAAUCCAGGAAGUCUGUCUGUUUGGACAGAUGAUGGGGUGAACUAUCCCUGUCUCGGUGAAGGUUUGGCCUGAAGCAAAAGGCGGGGUAAGAGAGUCUAGCUAGAGAUGGGGAGGGGGGCCUCCCUCCUGGGAAGAGGGCAGGUGAGUCAGCAGCCCCAGAGUCCACCAGCCCUGGGAGCCCCUUGCUUUUGUUCCCUGGGGAAGGCUCAUUACCAGCAGGCUCCCAGGUGGCCACCAGCUCAGCUGCGUUUUGCAGGUAGAGAUCUCGUCCCAGCCUGACCCAGUCUCCCCACGGAGACUUUGGCUCCUGCUGUUUUGUCAGCAUUAAUUACAGACAGCAGCAAAGUGCCCAUAUGCUGCAAGUGACUUUUUAUUUUUCCAUGUCAACUGAUGCCUUUGUCCUUUGCUCUGCUCUGCCCUGAGCCUUUGUGGGACCUUGACAUUUCCACCCCCUCAAUGGCUCAUUUCAUCUUCACUUUCAUCUGAUGAUGAAACUUCCUAUCAGUGUCUGAAGUCUCAUGGGGAUGACUGUUGUUUCUCAUGGCAUCUCAGGGUCUCUUCCCCCUGGACACCAUGCUUGUGUGUUACCACUCGUCUCUGUCCUUCAGGGGGUUUCCCACCUUUUGCUCCUUACCGUUCCCACUCAGAUACCCCCUCCCCGGGCUUGAUUAGGGGAGUGCAUUUAAUCAGUAGGUCUUACCUUCUAUUUGGGCUAAGCUGAAUGUGAACAUGAAAAGUGAGAAUCCACACGGCUGGCACUCUACUCUAAUUUCCACUGCCAGUGUUACCCGUGGUGAGCCAGGAUGUGGGUGAGGGAGGGGCCAGGCGGCCCUGGGGAAGGAGCAGGGGAGGAAUGGGCACCCUUCUCCAUGGCUGAGAGCGGCUUAUAUGGCACAGAAGUCCUGGAGGCAGCAUUCCAAGAUGAGACAUUUGGAAACUCUUUGACCGGGCCUUACGGAAAUAACCUUGGAUUUCCCCAAAGAUUUACUUUUAAGCACUCUUUGUAAUUACCAUAAAAACAUUGGAGAUGGCCAGCCUUUGGGGGUGGGGUAACAUUUAUAGCCACAUAGGUGCAAGUUAUAUCACUGUUACAAUGGGGCUGCAGGAGAACGCUGAUGACACAGAACCAAGUCAUGCCUAGCUUUAUUGCAGCUUUGUGAAAGAUCUGGAUAACCAAAUAAAACCAGGAAGAGUGUGUUAUCUGUAGUUAUCUUGGGUGGAGAGGAAUAGGUAAUUUUUUUCCUUCUGUUGACUUAAUUAUAUUUUCUGAAGUCUCUAGAUUAAACACAAAUUUCUUUGAUCCUGGGAAAAAAAACAAUUGCUUGAAAAACAUGCUGUUCACCCAGACAGCUAUAAUAAUAUAUGGACUGAAAAUUUAGUUUCCGUUAAAAAUGCUCUCAAAAUAAAUCGGGAAUUGAAUUCACAUUCGUAACAUUCCAAACAACAUACUGUGGGUCAAAGGGAGACUGUGAGCAAGUUGGAUGUGUUCGUUGAUUGAAAUCAGGUACCCAUAGCCUUAUCUAAACAUGAGACUUGGGGCCAGAACUGUACUUUUCUUUUUCUUGCUUUUCUUACUAAUAAUAGCUAGUAGCACAGGAUUAAGUGACUGUGGUAGAAUUUGCUUUGCUUCAUCUAGAGCUCAGUGAAAUUGCACAGCCCCCGAAGGGGUAGGUCUGGGUGAAUAGAUGGGCAGUUUGGGUCCUGGAAAGGUGCCUGGCUGUUUCAGGUAGGGCUGUAGUUCUGGAAGGGGCUCUGAGGUGUCACGAGUGACCAGGGCCAGGAGUGGGAGGAGGAAGGGGGCUAGCCCUCCUGCAUGUGUUAACAUAUGCGCUUCUGGUGCUUUGUCGGCAACUUUUCUGUGUGUGCGUGUGUGCGUGUGUGUGUGUGUGUUUCCUCUGUAGGUGAGGUAGAGCCGAUUGUGCAGAGCUCUGCGGCCAGCAGCCCACAGAGAAGCAGUGAGCCCCAGCUGAAAUGAAUUGGCCUCCUUGAGCGUGCCCAUGCCCUGGUGCCCAGCCUCUGUCCCAGCAAUGAGGUCUUCCCCAUCCAUGAAGGCUUUGAUCCUGGGCUGGAUGUGGGCUCCUACUCCUGGGCUAAGAUUCUUGAACACCUUGUUUGCAAGAAGAAAACGCUCACUUAUUUGGCACAUGAAGCCGAGCCACAGGCCCUGACCUUGUCUCUGGGAGCAUCGAGAUGUGUUUUGAUCAUCCUGAGAAAAAUGAGCCUUGGCCUCCAGACCCCAUAAAGCCAACCUUCCUCCUAUGGAGAAUAGUGCUGGUUCCUGAGGACCUGCUGGGCCUGCAGCCCCAGGGGGAUUAGCCGGGAGCAGGCCUGUUUCCUGCUCAGAACAGAGUGGCUACCUUGAGCACAUCUUUCAUUAUGAUUCACGCCAACUUGAAGAAAAAGUUCAGCUGCUGUGUGCUGGCCUUUCUGCUGUUUGCAAUCAUCUGUGUGUGGAAGGAGAAGAAGAAAGGGACUUACUAUGAUUCCCUUAAGUUGCAAAGCAAGGAUUUCCAGGUGUUGAGAGGUCUGGAGAAACAGGCUGAGACUUCAAGCAGCACCCAGGACCCCCACAGGGGCAGCCACGCCCUCAGCAGCCCCCGGGGCCCAGCCAAGGCCAAGCCGGAGGCCUCCUUCCAGGUGUGGAACAAGGACAGCUCUUCCAAAAACCUCAUCCCCAGGCUGCAGAAGAUCUGGAGGAACUACCUGAAUAUGAACAAGUAUAAAGUGUCCUAUAAGGGGCCAGGGCCGGGGGUCAAGUUGAGUGCCGAGGCCCUGCACUGCCACCUCCGGGAACGUGUGAACGUCUCCAUGGUAGAGGUCACAGAUUUUCCCUUCAACACCUCCGAGUGGGAAGGCUUCCUGCCCAAGGAGAACAUUAGGACCAAGGCUGGGCCGUGGGGCACGUGUGCUGUGGUCUCAUCGGCAGGAUCUCUGAAGUCCUCCCAGCUCGGCCGAGAAAUAGAUGAUCAUGACGCAGUCCUGAGAUUUAAUGGGGCGCCCACAGCCAAUUUCCAACAAGAUGUGGGCACGAAAACCACUAUUCGCCUGAUGAAUUCUCAGUUGGUCACCACUGAAGGGCGCUUCCUCAAAGACAGUUUGUACAACGAGGGAAUCCUAAUUGUGUGGGACCCAUCUGUUUACCAUUCAGAUAUCCCAAAGUGGUACCAGAGCCCUGACUACAGCUUCUUUGAGAACUAUAAGAGUUAUCGCAAGCUUCAUCCCGAUCAGCCCUUUUACAUCCUCAGGCCCCAGAUGCCUUGGGAGCUGUGGGACAUCAUUCAAGAAGUCUCCCCGGAGGAGAUUCAGCCCAACCCCCCAUCCUCUGGGAUGCUUGGCAUCAUCAUCAUGAUGACGCUGUGUGACCAGGUGGAUAUUUAUGAGUUCCUCCCAUCCAAGCGCAAGACUGACGUGUGUUACUACUACCAGAAGUUCUUUGACAGCGCCUGCACGAUGGGCGCCUACCACCCCCUACUCUUUGAGAAGAAUCUGGUGAAACACCUCAACCAGGGCACAGACGAGGACAUUUACCUGCUUGGGAAAGCUACGCUGCCUGGCUUCCGGAGAAUUCGCUGCUGAGCGUGGGCUUCCUGGUCAGGUCCCCUCACCCUUCUCCACCGAGCGUGGGCAGAUGACAUUCCUGAACAAUCACAGCCUGCACCGCGGGCCUUCUGUCAGCAAGAGCCUCGGGCUGCAGGAGUCCCAAGAGCAAGCAUCCAGGUCCAGCCUGCCCCGUAGCUGCAGAGGUGUGUGUGUGACCCCCAAAGCCUCCUGCCACACACAUGUGCACACACACCUAGCAUUCUUUCCACACACAGGCAAAUACGGGAUCCACCUUUCUCCCCAGGGCUGCCAAAGCUGGGCUGUUUUCCCCAAGGGAGUGGCAUUAUUCUCACAAACCAGCACUCUCUGUUGCUUGAAAUCUGCUCCUAGAUACUGAUUUCGUGUUUUAAAGAAAUUCUCCUAAAUGAUGAUUUGCCCUAAAUGAUGAUAAGGUGGCUCUGGGGACCAGUAGGUAGUAGGGAGCGUAGGACACAUCCUCGAUUCCUCUAGAACAAAGCUGCUGCCAAGCUCCAUGCCCUCGGGAGAGGUGGCAUUCCUGUCGCUCUAGCUGGUUUGGCGGGUCCUUAACCUGGGUGCUUGUGGGCAAAGGGUCUUGCCGAACGCACAUCCUCUCCACAGGGCGAUGAGAGGCACAGAAGGGCACAGGCUCCAUCCUCCAGCUGCUUGCAAGCUCGGGAGGGGCCGCACACUUGCUCUGUCUGCCGGUCGGAGAGGGCUUCUCUGAGCUGGGCUGUGGAGGAGAUUUUAGAGGAAGAGGAGAAACAGGCCAAGCAGACGCUUGACUCAUUUGAGUUGCGUUUUCCUUUCUGCCUUUAUUGCCUACAUUUAUUCUCUAAGGUCUGCCUGAACUUAGGGGCUCAGAUGAUUUUUUGAGGAACCCCCCCCCAACCCGUCUGAGGCAGGGAGUGCAGCCCCCUGGCAGACACCAGGCAAGCCAGAUGCCAAAAACCUGAUUUGUCCAUGCUCAGCCUGGCCUGACCCUACCCUGCAGUGGGAUUUGCACACCGCGCCCACUGCUUCCUUAACGCCCACCCCGCCCCACCCCUGACUGCAAUCUUGUUUUCCCCUUUAAAGCAGUGGGUUUUUUUUUUUCUCUCUCGCUCAAAUUAUUUUUCAACAUUUUCUGCUUUACAACAGUAUCCUGAUCUGAUGAUUUCUUUGACCUUCCCGGGCCUUUUGCGGGACGUCUCUCAGGGAGUGGGGAUGUGGUUCCCUAGCAUUUAAAGUUGCUCUCGGAAGUCAGAACCUUAGAGAUCAUAACCGAUUCUCACAAGGUUUAUCAGACAGCCAUGCCCUCUGGCCCUCCAGCAACGGUGCAGCGUCAGAGUCUCCAGACAGAGGCCCUCGCACCCUGGUCUGCCAACAGGCUUCCUGGGUAGUUGUGCUACCCCAUUCCCUGGUGGAGAAGCAUACUGGGCUAGGCCAGCCCUGCUGUGUGGAGAAGGCAGAGCGCUCGCUCAGGGUCACAAAGUAAUGCUGUAGAGCCAGGGUUCCUAGACCUGGGCGUUUGGACUCCUGGCCUCAUGUGCUCAAGGGCCCCUCAAGCUUGAGCUCUAGAUCUCUGGGAGCUGGAGCUGGCUCACUUGCUGCCAAACCCUUGGUUGAUAGAAGAGUAGAAGGACCCCAGAGGAAGAAGCCCCGGGUUUUCAAAUUGAUGCUCCCCCUGCCCCGUUUACCAGCCAUACCACCAUUGGUGAAUUCUCUCUGAGACUCUGUUUCCACGUCUUUAAAAUGGGGGGGUGAUGAGCCUACCUCACAGGGCUGUUCUAAGGGUUACAUGAAACACCUAUCCUGGUUCUGUCCUAGGAGGUUCCCCGCGCAUGGUGGCUUCCUCCCUCCCUCCCUUCCUUCCUUUUCUAAGGACCUGCUGUGUGCUCACACCUGGGCAAGACCUUACUUUGAGGGAGGCCGGAGAGGGGUCCUAUCAUCAGGGAAUUAACUCUCCUAUUGGGACACCUGCCUGGAAUGCCCAGAAAACCAUCCGAGGCAGUGGAACGUGCAGAGGGUGUCCCCCCCCCCGCACCCCCCCCCCCCCCGCCUCCUUCUCCUCCUCCCCCUCCUCUUCCUCCCUGCUUGCAGUUCUGACCUCUCUGCUUGGGGAUAGGCAGCGCACUUGGGCCGCUUCUUGCUGUGUGGGGAGUCUUUCCCCUCUCCGGGCCCCCCGGGCCCGGGCCCAUAAAACAUUGCUUUAUGUUCUGAUUUGACGUGCUUGCUGCAAUCUCUGAAUCACAAACAGUGAGAGGCAGGUGGCAUUCCAUCAGCAGGAGGUAGGUGUUGGUGUGGACAAUGAGACUACACUGGGUAGAUGCUAGCUUUAAUUGUUAUUAUUCAUCUAAGGGAUCAAAUUAAUUUAAUUCUGUGUUGUCUAUGGAAACUAGUAAACUGCAGAUAAGAUAGGGGUAUUAUUGUUGGUCUGGUGAGAUGUUUAAUGUUUGCGACAGAUAAUUUAGAAAUGGUGACUGCACGCUGCAUUUGGAAAGUCCCCGUCUUGAGGGGGUCGCGUCUUCGUCAGUAGCCAUCGCUCCAUCCUAUAUCAUGAGGUCCCCUGGCUCUUCAGUCGCAGAAACUGUUCACGUUGGUCUGGAGACCUCGAUCUCAGAAGUGUCUGCACCGUGCCUGAUCCGAUCAUGAAUUAUCCAAAGAUGAUGUAAAAUUUUAAAAUAAACGUGUUUUUCAAAAA
Molecule: messenger RNA, 7249 nt
Organism: Acinonyx jubatus (cheetah)
Lineage: Eukaryota; Metazoa; Chordata; Mammalia; Carnivora; Felidae
Gene: ST6GAL1
Product: ST6 beta-galactoside alpha-2,6-sialyltransferase 1
Exons: 8
Coding region: 3385-4584 (399 amino acids)
Molecular function (GO): sialyltransferase activity
Source: RefSeq, a predicted model, not a curated record